Molecule: messenger RNA, 1818 nt
Organism: Cynara cardunculus var. scolymus (artichoke)
Lineage: Eukaryota; Viridiplantae; Streptophyta; Magnoliopsida; Asterales; Asteraceae
Product: enhanced ethylene response protein 5
Exons: 13
Coding region: 133-1377 (414 amino acids)
Biological process (GO): post-transcriptional tethering of RNA polymerase II gene DNA at nuclear periphery; transcription elongation by RNA polymerase II; poly(A)+ mRNA export from nucleus
Cellular component (GO): transcription export complex 2
Molecular function (GO): RNA binding; double-stranded DNA binding
Source: RefSeq, a predicted model, not a curated record
GAUGUUCAUAAACAAAGAGUCGUUGCCAAAUUCAAAGCAAUUUCUACAAUUCGUUUCUUCCCUUUUUCCAUGUCUUAUGAACCCUAAUUGAAGUUUUCAUUCAGGAAGACUUGUACAGGAUAAUCGUUAACAAUGGCGUCCUACAUGAGCAUGGGAGAAGCACACAGAAGGAUAACCGAGUAUUUGAAUCGAUUCGCCGACGUCGUUUCGUACCAAGACGGAACCUCUCUCAAACAUCUUCUUUCUCUAUCUUCUGAAUCAUCUUCUUUCCUCGCACUCGCCGAUGCUCUAAAUCUCUUUCAGGAUGCUAACAGAUUGAUCAGGCAAGCCGAUAAGUAUUCUCAGUAUGCGGAAAUAGUAGCUCCUUUAUUUCGAGCUAUGCAGAGUUAUAGGGUCGGGCACUUGGCUGAAUCUUACCAGGCGUUUGAGAAAUCUGCAAAUGCUUUCAUUCAGGAAUUCCGGAACUGGGAGUCAGCAUGGGCGUUAGAAGCAUUGUAUGUAGUUGUAUAUGAAAUUAGGGUUCUUGCUGAGAGGGCUGACCGAGAGUUGGCUUCAAAUGGAAAAACUCCUGAGAAACUAAAGGCAGCUGGGUCAUUCCUCAUGAAAGUGUUUGGAGUUCUUGCUGGAAAAGGACCAAAACGUGUUGGGGCGCUAUACGUCACUUGCCAGUUGUUCAAAGUUUAUUUCAAGCUGGGCACUGUUCAUCUUUGCCGAAGUGUGAUAAGAAGCAUUGAAACUGCUCGUAUAUUUGAUUUUGAGGAAUUUCCUGUCAGGGAUAAGGUAACAUACAUGUACUACACUGGUCGCUUGGAAGUGCUGAAUGAAAACUUUUCAGCUGCUGAUCAUAAAUUAUCGUAUGCCUUAACGCAUUGCGAUCCUCAAAGUGAAGCAAACAUAAGGAUGAUCUUGAAAUAUCUAGUACCUGUGAAGCUUUCAAUAGGGAUCUUGCCUAAAAGAUCACUCCUGGAGAAGUAUAAUCUGAUUGAGUAUAAUGACAUCGUACUCGCUAUGAAGAGAGGUGAUCUCAGACUUCUUCGACAAGCGCUUGAGGAGCAUGAAGACCGAUUCUUGAGAUCAGGUGUUUAUCUUGUCCUCGAGAAGCUAGAGCUUCAGGUGUACCAACGAUUGGUAAAAAAAAUCUAUAUCAUCCAAAAGCAGAAGGACCCAAGUAAGGCACACCAGAUCAAGUUAGAAGUGAUUGUCAAAGCAUUGAAAUGGCUUGAGAUGGAGAUGGAUUUGGAUGAGGUUGAAUGCAUAAUGUCGAUUUUGAUAUACAAGAAUUUGGUGAAAGGGUACUUUGCUCACAAGAGCAAAGUGGCAGUUCUAAGCAAACAGGACCCGUUCCCCAAACUAAACGGCAAGCCAAUCAAUUCGUAGCGUGGAGCCAUCGACUUGGUAUAGAAUUUGGAAUGCGGCCUGAGAAAUGCCGGAUAUCAGCAAGCGGAUGCCGCCGAUGGCUGCAUAGUAAGUGUGGGAUGCGAUGAAAUUGCUGCCAUUUAUGAACUUCCAUAACUUCACUCCAUCUUCUAUGGAGAGUUGAUUUAAUUCAAGUACGAAGAAAAUAUUCAAGAACCGGGUUUUUAUUGUCACUUUCUUAGAAUUAGAAAUAUUUAAAAUCGCUAUUUCUGAACAAAUUCCUCGAUAACAAUGGGUAAAAAGGCCCAAUUUCUAGCCGGUCCAAUUUGUUACACCAUUUUGACUUUUGAGGGUUGAUCGGUCAAGGGGACCUGUUAGUUAGGGUAUUAGGGUUUUAGAAGGUGGGUCCAUUUGUCUUGUAGAAAUGAAAUUGAAAUGGAUUCGGGGGAUUUGGAAUUUAAA